AACUCACUUUUCCACCUUCUACUUCUCUCUCCCUCUCUCUCUCAAAAUCCUUUUAUUCCUCUCUUCUCUCUCUCUCUCUCUCUCUCUCUCUCUCUAAAUACAUAUAAAUAUACAUAUAGAUAUAUAUACACACAACACACUCUCACUCCAAGUAGUAUAUACUUGUGCUUUCUCUCUCUAGACAUAGAAAAUGCCGAUCACAAGCAAAGAAUCGACUCCUCCUCCUAUGAUCGGCAAGAUCGGACCUUACACAGUCUUCGUUACUCCUCCGGCGACUCCUUCACCUAAACCCUCCGCUCCGAUUUCCGAAUCGCCGCCUAAAAACGCUCCUUCUUCGCCGCCGGUUCAGCCUCGCACUCCGCCACCGGUUCAGACCCCCCAGCCGCCGGUUCAGGCUCCGCCGCAGCAGUUUCUGAAGCCCGCUCCGUCCGACGGACCGGCCUUCGGGUUCUUCUGGAACGCCGUCGCUAAAGUCCAGAACGCUCAUUCGAGUUUGGAUGAGUACGUGGCACAUUGGUUCGGGUUGAAUCAAUCAAAGUAUCAGUGGGCUUUAGAUGAUUAUUACGAAAACAAGGGAUCGGAUCAAGUAGAUACAAAAGCAAAAGAUAUAUCCAGCAAAGUACAAAGCGUGUAACAAGCAUGUUGGUUGGGCAGAAAUUUUGUCAAGGCCACCUGCAGAUUCUCCUGGGUCCUUUACCUGUAUGCCUAAAUACUAAAUAAGGGUAGUGCCUAUUGAUGCGUGAAGGGACCUUUCUCCAAGUGUUUUGGGAUCUGGCUGUUGCUUCUCUCUAGAAAUUAUGUUGUAGCAUCUAACAGUCUUUAUUGUUUUAGAGGUUAUAUCAUAUGGGUCUUGUAAUCAAUAUAAAGUUAGCUCCUUUUUUGUCCUGUACUUUUCCUUCAUGUUCUCUGUUUUCAUUACCCGAUUGAUGAACUUUUGAUCUUGAUUUGCUAAUGUAUUUGUAACUUUUUCUUAAUUAAAAGCUCUUCUUUGUUGCCCAGAGAGCAGAGAUUCACUCUGCAAUGGUUUGUAAUUUUAAGGAGAUAUGAUGCCAUUUGUUAUCUGCAUCACAGAAAUUUUGGUUGGCCUCCCCCGAAGGGGGCUGGCUAUAUCAUCCCUUGCGCGUGUGUGUUUGUUUUUAUGCGAAUUGUAAGAAUGAUGCAGUGCUAACCUGGUGAACAGGGUUGGAUUUCA
Molecule: messenger RNA, 1192 nt
Organism: Camellia sinensis
Lineage: Eukaryota; Viridiplantae; Streptophyta; Magnoliopsida; Ericales; Theaceae
Source: RefSeq, a predicted model, not a curated record